AUGAACACUACUGCCCACGCUACCCCCAUGAUGCUCCAGAAGGAACGCUCAGAUGAGACAAGUUUCCCCGUUGACCCUCUCCCGGGAAAAUAA
Messenger RNA from Colletotrichum abscissum, 93 nucleotides. RefSeq lists its product as uncharacterized. The record is from RefSeq and is a predicted model, not a curated record. NCBI's taxonomy places the organism in Eukaryota, Fungi, Ascomycota, Sordariomycetes, Glomerellales, Glomerellaceae. Bases 1 to 93 code for a protein of 30 amino acids. The transcript is spliced from 2 exons.